AUGAACGACUUUCCCACCCUCUCUGGCAAGCCGAAGCUGCAGCUUCUUUGGCCUGACCAUCUUAACUUGCCCUUCAUGAACACGGCGGUCCCUCAAAGAUACCGCAUCGGCCGUCGCCGCACCAAGUCAAAAUCCGGACCUGGCAACGAGGAGAUCACUGGUCUCAAGACCUCAUUCAAUGCCUGGGAUGGUGUCCGCGAUUUCCAGAAGCACAAGUGGGCAACUUCAGAUCUUCAAUAUGUCUUCCUCGUGCUCCUCGCACUUUUCUGCCUCUGGAUCGCUCCUCCAGCCCCUGGCGUCAAGCUCUUGGCCGUGGUCGGCAGUGUCUGGCUUGUGCUCAUGCCUGCCACUCGCCAGUUCUUCCUCCCGUCGUCAAUGAUCUGGAUUUGGCUUCUGUAUUUCUUUUGUAGCCGCUUUAUCCCCUAUGAGGUUCGACCUCACAUCUGGGUCCGAGUGCUGCCCGCCCUCGAGAACGUCCUCUAUGGCGCCAACCUUUCCAGCAUUCUCUCCGCCCACCAACACCCGGUUCUCGAUAUCCUCGCCUGGGUUCCCUAUGGCUUGUGCCAUUUCGGUGCUCCUGCCGUCUGCGCCCUGAUUCUCUGGAUCUUUGGCGCCCCUGGCACCACCCCUGUUUUCGCGCGCACUUUCGGCUGGAUGAGCAUUCUCGGUGUCACUAUCCAGCUCGUCUUCCCCUGCACGCCUCCUUGGUAUGAGAACGAGCAUGGCCUUGAGCCUGCUGCGUACGGCAUGCCCGGAUCUCCCGCCGGACUCGCUCGCAUUGACGCAAUUUUCGGCAUUGAUCUGUACACAACCAACUUCAGCUCUGCGCCCGUGCCCUUUGGCGCUUUCCCCUCGCUUCAUGCUGCCAAUGCAGUUCUUGAAGCCCUCUUCAUGACUCACUGCUUCCCCCAGUUCCGCACCUACUUCAUCCUCUACGCUGGCUGGGUCUGGUGGGCCACUAUGUACCUCAGCCACCACUACGCGAUCGACCUGGUCUGCGGUGGUCUCAUUGCUGCCUCCUUCUUCUACGUGGCAAAGGCGCGAUGGUUGCCCCGACACCAGGAGGACAAGAUUACCCGCUGGGAGUACGAGUACGUCGAGUACGGCGACCGCAACACGAUUACGGACGAGGAAUACGGCGAGUACUUCGGCCUUGGCCUGCUGGGACGCCCACGGGCCGACUCUAGCGAUGGUUGGACUGUAGCGAGUGCCUCUAGCUACAGCUCCAGCAGCGGAACCUUGAGCCCAACCCUGUCGGAGGAGGCCCUCCCCCACAUGCUCAUGGAUCUGGACGAAAACGGACAUUCCUGGGAGGGCCAAAACCGACCCCGCGAUGUGGAACUGAGCGAGGUGGUUGUUGGGCGGUAA
Molecule: messenger RNA, 1368 nt
Organism: Fusarium keratoplasticum
Lineage: Eukaryota; Fungi; Ascomycota; Sordariomycetes; Hypocreales; Nectriaceae
Exons: 2
Coding region: 1-1368 (455 amino acids)
Biological process (GO): inositol phosphoceramide metabolic process; sphingolipid biosynthetic process
Cellular component (GO): inositol phosphoceramide synthase complex
Molecular function (GO): inositol phosphoceramide synthase activity
Source: RefSeq, a predicted model, not a curated record